UUUUCUCUAUCCGGAACUUCUUAUCGUUUCGUGUUUCCAGUCGGUUUUUGGUAGAACGCGUACCGCCUUCAUCAUGUCGAGACACCUUCGCUUCAUUGCGCGGACAGUUAUGGUUAAAGACGGCGACUUUGAUGCGGCGUACAAGACUUUAAACAGGCUUCUGACUCAGGAUGGUGUUGUGGAAACAGUGACGCGCAAACGCUACUUCGAGAAGCCAUGCAAACAGCGACACCGGGAGAGCUAUGAGAAGUGCAGACGGAUCUACAACACAGAAAUGGCCAGAAAAAUCGCCUUCAUCUCCAAGACAAACCGAGAGGAUCCCUGGCUCGGCUGCUAGUGAAAUGGAAUGCCAAGAAACGGACAAUUAUCAGUGGACUGGUUCAGACAGGGCCAGCGAAAUGAAAGAAAUAGUCAAGAUCAACACAAUGUCACUGCCACAUCUAAAAGGACUUGGGAAAUUCUGAGAAAAGUGGCUUUUAUGUUGUCACAGUAUUUAACAGCAAAAUGAAGAAAACAUUUGUAGAUCUGCAUUUGCUGUCAACUCUAAUAUGGAUAUGUUUUUCUCUGCCAAAUGUGGCAUGAAAAGUGCAGUACUUGUAUUUGUACUCAUUCUUGGUUGUAAGAAGCAGUGUGAAAAUAACUGGUUGAUAAUGUGUUUUGAAUCCUUCCACAAAAUCUCACUGAUAAUAAAUGUGAAACACACUGAAAACCCAAA
Scatophagus argus is the source of this 715-nucleotide messenger RNA. It is a transcript of the gene mrps21, whose product is annotated as mitochondrial ribosomal protein S21. Bases 74 to 337 code for a protein of 87 amino acids. Gene Ontology annotation, molecular function: structural constituent of ribosome. The record is from RefSeq and is a predicted model, not a curated record. Lineage: Eukaryota; Metazoa; Chordata; Actinopteri; Scatophagidae. Gene Ontology annotation, cellular component: ribosome. The transcript has 2 exons. Gene Ontology annotation, biological process: translation.